Strongylus vulgaris is the source of this 1275-nucleotide messenger RNA. The record is from the annotation of a GenBank genome assembly. Lineage: Eukaryota; Metazoa; Nematoda; Chromadorea; Rhabditida; Strongylidae.
AUGACAGCCCACUGGAAGACAACGACUGCCUUAAUAUGCAUUUAUGGAGUCUUUAAGGAAUUCCGGCCCGCUACUCCAUUCCUCACCCCAUAUCUUGCUUCGCAUUUCAAAAAUCUAACUUUAGACCAGAUUUAUGGAGAAAUUUUCCCCUUUUGGACGUAUUCUUAUAUGAUCUUUUUGGUGCCCAUCUUCAUUCUCACUGAUAUUUUUCGGUAUAAACCUAUUAUUGUCUUGGAAGGUGCAUGCUUAUCCUUGACAUGGGGACUUCUUGUAUGGGGUCAGGGAGUUCUUCAAAUGCAGAUUAUGCAGAUUAGCUUCGGACUAGCAUCAGCAUCGGAGAUAGCCUAUUUUUCCUAUAUCUAUGCGGUUGUGGAUGAAAAGGAGUACAGGCGGUGCACAUCGUAUAUUCGAACCGCAGCGCUCAUAGGAAAGUUGUUAGCAUAUGGAAUAGCUCAAAUCCUUGUAACUACUGGAACAGGAUCUUAUCUACUUUUGAAUCAGAUCUCUCUAGGAGCCGUUUUUAUCGUUUUCUUUAUCGCUCUUGCGCUUCCACGGGUACCUGCGCAGGCCCGACAAGAAGUCCACAGCGAACUUUUGGCAGAACGAGAAAGUAGGCGUGGUCAAGACAAUUCCACAAGAUUUGAAGUCGAACGUCAAAAACUCGAUCAAGGCGUCCGCCAUUAUUUGAUAACCACAUUAAAAAGCUUUCAAAUUUUCAAAGAUAAUUUUGUUGUGCUCAAAUGGUCCAUUUGGUGGUCUCUGACGAGUUGCGGGAUAUUCCAGGUGUGCUGGUCGUUCGUUUACGUCUUGGCCUGUGCCGUUCUUGCAUUUGGGAUUCAAUUUGCGAAUAUAGACUGGAUUAAAAACGGAGAAUUGACAUUAACUUUGUCUUCUUGCCUUAUUGCCAUCAUUUUGGCCGCAAUAUCACAAUGUAAUCAUGUGGUUUUGGCAUACAUGGGCUACGUGUGCGUCACGGCUAUCUACCAUGCCUGUAACAUUGCCACAGAACUUUCCUCUGCCAACUAUGGUCUCGUAUUCGGUUGGAACACUUUUGUUGCUGUUGUUCUGCAAACGCUGCUGACACUUCUGGUUGUAGAUUCUCAUGGAUUUAAUCUUAAAAUGCGAACUCAGUUUGUGGUCUAUGCGCUAUACUUUGCAGCAGUAGGAGUUUUGUUCCUGGCAGCUUUAAUAUACUCAAGAUUCAAGAAAACACCAGAUGAUAAGUCAACGGAUGUCACACAAGCGAAUAAUACUGAUAAUAAUAAUGAUAACUGA